UCAGGUAGCCAAAGUUUUGGAGCUUCAGCUUCAGCUUCAGCAUCAGUCCUUCCAGUGAAUAUUCGGGGUUUAUUUCCUUUAGGAUGGACUGGUUUGGAAUUGAACAUACACUUUAAAAUGGUGAAGACGGCUACUUCCUCGUGCAUUUUAUCAGGAUUUCUAACUGCAUGUAAUUGUGUCAGUUAUGCCUUAAUAAAGUUGAUCUAAAAAAACGAACCAACAGCUUUAAAAAAAAGCCCAAGACCAGAUGGUGUAAUUCUGUGAAACGUUAAAGAAGUAUUAACAGCAAUUUCUCUCAAAAUCUUCCAAAAAGCUGAAGAAGAGAGACCACUUCCUAAGUCAUCCUACGCAUCACUGUCACAGGCUACCACAGCCGGAUGGAGGCCCAGCCAGCACACCCCGGCCAGCACCCGAUGGCCAGUGCCGGGCCCUCGGCAGGGUGGCACACCCCGGCCAGCACCCGAUGGCCAGUGCCGGGCCCUCGGCAGGGUGGCACACCCCGGCCAGCACCCGAUGGCCAGUGCCGGGCCCUCGGCAGGGUGGCACACCCCGGCCAGCACCCGAUGGCCAGUGCCGGGCCCUCGGCAGGGUGGCACACCCCGGCCAGCACCCGAUGGCCAGUGCCGGGUCCUCGGCAGGGUGGCACACCCUGGCCAGCACCCGAUGGCCAGUGCCGGGCCCUCGGCAGGGUGGCACACCCUGGCCAGCACCCGAUGGCCAGUGCCGGGCCCUCGGCAGGGUGGCACACCCUGGCCAGCACCCCUCGGCAGGGUGGCACACCCCGGCCAGCACCCGAUGGCCAGUGCCGGGCCCUCGGCAGGGUGGCACACCCUGGCCAGCACCCGAUGGCCAGUGCCAGGUCCUCGGCAGGGCAGAAGUACCCGACUAGAUACAGCAGAUCUCUAAAGGACUAUAUGCGAAGUGAGUUUUGUUCCCAGGCUGCAAGGGUGUUCCCCAAUAAGGAGCUCACCCUAUGAGACACCACAUUAAUAGAAUGACAGGCGGAGACCACGUGACCGUCUCAGUUGGUACAGAAAAAGCAUCUGCAAAAUCCAACACGAUAAAGCCCCGUGUGAAAACCCCACAGAUCACGCUGUCCUCAGUAUUGAGACUAGACCGAAAGGUUUUUUCCUCUAAGAUCAGGAACAAGAUAAAGAUGCUUGCUUUGCCUGCUAUUCAUUCAACUCGCCCUGGCAUUCUAGAGAGAGUAAUCAGACAAGAAAAAGAAGCGAAAGGCGUCCACACUGGAAAGGAAGAGGCAGACCUGGGUCUGUUCACAGACGACACGAGACCGGCUUUGGUGGCCCCCUCACUGCGUCUUCUCUGUGGGCCUGUCUGGUCGUGGGCGUUGUAGGAUAAAUGUCCAGGUGAUCGUGAGCCGUCAGAGCCUCCUAACCCGAGGCCCUCUCUGCCGUGCGCGCUCUGCUCCGGACGCGUGUCUUCAGUUCCUGUUAAUGUCCCAGCGGCGCCCGCACCCCCGUCCAAGGCCAGGCGUCACGCACCUGGACCGCAGACCCAGAUGUUUACCUGCCCACGUCGGGGCGGGAGCCCCGCAGAAAGAGAGGCUGACCAAGAUGGGACUCGUGCCCUCGUGCAAGGCCGCGCCCACUCCCCAUGGUGGCCUGCGAGCCCCUUGUGGCCUCGGUGUGCACAGCAAGUGGCUUUCGCCCGAGUGUCCCUCGGGCCCGCCCCAUUAUCCACCGCCUCCCUCCAGGGACCACGUCUCUCCUUGCAUGAGUUUCUGCUGGCCACCGGGUCCACCCCAGGGCUCCCGGCCUGCUCGCCUCCUUCUCCGCACAGACGCCUGGUGUUUCCACGCACACCUUGUCGCGGCUGUCUGCACUGAGCACCCGGAGCAGCUGCGGCGUCCCAGGCCGCGCUUUCCCAGUGGAGGCCUCCUCUCAGCGCUGGUGUUAGACUGUCAGGCUGCCACAGAGGGGCCAGGGCAGAAGCAACCAGGAGCACGGAGUCCCACCUGCCCACAGGCCUGCCGUCACCUGGGCCAAGCCCCGGGCCCCUGGGCACCGUGACCUCACCAGUGUGCCAGGGCCCCUGGGAGUCCCUCCCACCUGGCCACGGGGCGCACACAGGGCUCUCCAGGAGGGUCGUGAGCGCCGGGCCCUGGCAGGGCGGGCGGGGGGCUCACCUGGCACCCCUCACAGCUGCAAUCCCAGGCAGGUGGCCCUCGGCCCUCCCUGGUGGACACUCUCCUGCCUGCGCUCCUCAGGAUGGGCCCAGCCCAUGGGGACCUCCAGAUGCUCAGGGUCCUGCACAGCUGUGGGCCACCUGGGGGCUCCUGGGGCUCCACUGGCUGCAGGCCUCCUUCCCCAUCUUGCUCGCUCUGCCCCUCGGUUCGUUUCCAUCUUCGAGAACAAUGGGCUUGGCCCUGUGCGCACCUCUGGACCCCAGCAGGCUGCUGCCCUCUGCCCACCGCUGCGGGGCUGACUCUUCACUGCUGAGCCAGCGACGGGAUGCCUCCCAGCCCCACCUGGAGUGGCUGCCCCGCCUCAGGGCAGGAAGUGCUGAGGGAAGGGGGUCCCCGCCUCAGGGCAGGGACGGCUGAGGGGCGGAGGGACCAGGAAGAGGGGUCCCCACGGGGCUCCCCUCAGGCCUCAUCCUGCAUCGCACCCCCAGCAAACCCCUGGACAGGAGCCCCACGUCAGGGCCGCACCGCGACCCUCCGGGUCAAGGCCAAGGAUGUGAGGGCGGAGGCAGGCCCUGCCGUCUGCACCGUCUGCUCCCCUCCUGCCCCGGUCCUCACACUGAGCUGGGGUCCCCGCCUGGCAGGCUCCCCGCUGCUCGUCCGCCAGCAGCCCGGUCGAUUCCCAGCCCAGUGGGGUCUCCAUGGGGCAGCAGACCCCAGAGCUGCACCCUUACGCCUGCGCUCCUCAGCCCGGCCGCUCCUGGGCUGCAGCCAGGGCUCAGGUCAAGGUCAGCCAUGAAAGGAGCUUCUCUUUACUAUUUCUCCACAUCGCUUGGCACCUGGCCCCUUAGGUCCAAACCAGGGGUGGAGCCUGUGCCCCCUGCAUUGGGAGAGUGGAGCCUUAGCCACCAGACCAUCAGGGAGGCCCCGAAGAAGGAGCUUUAUUUCCACCAGCUCCUGCUGAAGGGCGCACCCCAGUGUAGCCCCCUUCUGUGAUGGACCCGAAGGGCCCCAAGAAGUCCCGCCAGGGAAAGAAAAGUAAGGCCAGGACACAGGAGAAGUUUGCCAGGAAAUUUCCAUACAGGUUCUCCUGGGUGACAGAGACCAGCUCGGAGCCCCUGCGGCCCUGGGCGCUCACGAAGAUGAGCAGCUUGCUGCGGGAGCAGCUGCCGCUGCAGAAGACGCUGCUGCCCACGAGGUCCAUCCCCGUCCGAGGGCUGGGGGCCCCGGAUUUCCCACCUCCGUCCUGCCUCCAGCCACUGCCAUCGCCACCAAGAAACCUCUGGGAGCUGGCGCUGCUGACCCGCCGCUUCCCCAGGCUUGCAGCACCCCUGCCCACCCCCCGAAGCCCCGCUCUGCACCACCAGUCUCUGGGCCACUCAGCCCCCAGGCGCUCGAGACAGUGGCCACUGGGCAGAGGUGACCUAUGGGGAGGCAAGGAGCCCUGGAGAGGUCGCCCGCGGAUACACGCUGCAGGUUCAUAGCCCUGGACGGUCGUCUGCACGCCGGCCCCACAUUCUCAUCCAUAAAAUGCGGUGACGGUCAGA
Molecule: messenger RNA, 3690 nt
Organism: Bubalus bubalis (water buffalo)
Lineage: Eukaryota; Metazoa; Chordata; Mammalia; Artiodactyla; Bovidae
Gene: C21H3orf22
Product: chromosome 21 C3orf22 homolog
Exons: 4
Coding region: 3139-3627 (162 amino acids)
Source: RefSeq, a predicted model, not a curated record